CUACAAACCGGUUAAGGUCCUUCGCCGUCGUAGCCGUGAAGAUUACAGUUCACUGGAUCGACCUGUAAUCGAGAGAGAGAGAGAGAGAGAUUGAUUCUUCAUCACAGCUUAUGCAGUCGUUACAGCAGCUCCAACUUCUCCAGAACCCUACCGAGGCGGCGAACAGUCAGUCUGAACUGGAGGCGCCGCCGAAGCAGGUGGCUCAGGCCAUGGAGCGACUCAACCAAGCGGCUCGAGUAAUCGCCGAUAUUCGCCUCGGCGCAGACCGUGUCUUCGAAGCCUUUUUCCUAACCUCUCAUCCUCGCACCAGCACCACCGAUACGUCUCUUCAGCUCUUACUCAAAGAAGACGCAUCCAUGCGCCAACACCUUCACGAUCUCCGUUCAAUUGGGAAGAAGUUGGAAGAGUCUGGGGUUCUCACUGAGUCUCUCAGGUCGAGGAGUAACUCGUGGGGUCUUCACAUGCCGCUGGUUUGUCCAGAUGGUGCGGUCGUUGCAUAUGCUUGGAAGAGGCAGCUUGCUGGCCAAGCUGGUGCUUCUGCUGUUGAUAGAACUAGGUUAGCUCUCAAGGCUUUUACGGAUCAAAAGAGGCGUUUCUUUCCUCACAUUGACGAUGGAGUAAAGAUGGAAUCAAGAUCAAAGAAACAUCGUGCAUCCCAUUCACUAUUAGAACAUGGAGGAGAGGAGCCGUUUGAUUGCAAAACAUUGCCUGAUAUACAAUCGCGUUUAGAGAAGCUGGUUCCGAAUGUGAAGGUGUCUACUUAUGGACGGUUGAGCUGGCUCAAAAGAGCUAAUUCUUUACCUGGAUCAGGCAGUGAUGAUGAUCCUCCAGAAGCAUCGAAACUUGUUUUUCAGAGUUCUAGUAAGCUGAGAUCAGGGUUAGAGGCUGAAGUCGCUGAUAAAGUUGCUGUAAUUGAGUUGUAUGUUCCAUCCGUGUUCAGAGCUGUGGUCUCGUUGAAUCCAGCUGGUUCUGUUGAUCCAGAUUCUGUUGCAUUCUUCUCUCCUGAUGAGGGAGGAAGCUACUUAUAUUCGAGAGGCUUCUCGGCUCAUCAUGUGUACAAACACAUCACGGAACAUGCUUCUACGGUCUUGCAAUAUUUCCUCGGUUUUGGUACCGGAACCGCUCUGUACUCUCUUCUGCUAUGGAUAUGCAGUUUUGAAUCCUUAUUUAGUAAACCAUGCAGUAAAUGUGGAAGGCUAUUAGCGAUGGAUAAAAAGUCUGCUUUAAUCCUACCUCCUCUACACCGAGCUUACCAAGAAUUGCCUCUUGCAGCCAACCUCGAUGUUUGUGAAGCUUACCACGGCGGUUGCUCUCCAGAUGAUUCCUAAUGAUCAGUUAGAAGGUUAGAGAGCUUGCUACUUAGAACAUUUUAUAUGGAUCUAUAAUCUCUGGUUUGUGUCCCAUGUUGAGGUUAAAUUUUACAUUACAGCAGUUUCUUUCUUUGUUUCUCUUCUCGGUUAAGAGACAUAGAGGCAAGUGACAAGUGAUGGUACAUGUGACUGUUGUCUAUUUUGUAGAUAUUUGAUCUGUCACGAGAUGACUGACCAAAGACUUAUUUUACUCGGUUCACAUUCA
Messenger RNA from Brassica napus (rape), 1575 nucleotides. RefSeq names its product mediator of RNA polymerase II transcription subunit 27. Gene Ontology annotation, molecular function: transcription coactivator activity. The record is from RefSeq and is a predicted model, not a curated record. Gene Ontology annotation, cellular component: mediator complex. NCBI's taxonomy places the organism in Eukaryota, Viridiplantae, Streptophyta, Magnoliopsida, Brassicales, Brassicaceae. The transcript has 7 exons. Gene Ontology annotation, biological process: regulation of transcription by RNA polymerase II. Bases 111 to 1328 code for a protein of 405 amino acids.